AGGUCCGAUCCUAACCCCAAAGGAUGCUAACGGAAUACAUUUUUCCCAUAAGAAAUAAUGAAGACACCCGACAAAGCUGCAGCACCCCAGCGACGGCAGCAUGCCGGGCGGCAAGAGAGGCCUGGUGGCGCCGCAGAACACUUUUCUGGAGAAUAUCGUGAGGAGGUCCAGUGAGACGAGCUUCCUGCUGGGCAACGCUCAGAUUGUGGAGUGGCCCGUCGUUUACAGCAAUGACGGAUUCUGCAAGCUGUCUGGAUUCCACCGAGCCGAUGUCAUGCAGAAGAGCAGCACCUGCAGUUUUAUGUACGGAGAACUGACGGACAAGAAGACCAUCGACAAAGUGCGGCAGACCUUCGACAACUAUGAGUCCAACUGCUUUGAGAUCCUCCUCUACAGGAAGAACCGAAGUCCGGUGUGGUUCUACAUGCAAGUGGCUCCCAUCAGGAACGAGAACGACAAGGUGGUCCUGUUCCUGUGCACCUUCAAGGACAUCACUCUCUUCAAGCAGCCUAUCGAGGAUGAAACCACCAAAGGUUGGACCAAGUUUGCACGUCUGACUCGUGCGCUGACCCAAAACCGCACCACGCUGCAGCAGCUGGCGCCUAUCAGCAAGCAUGAAGUCAGCCAUAAGCAGUCCCGACUGGCUGAGGUUCUGCAGCUCAACUCGGACAUCCUCCCUCAGUACAAGCAGGAAGCUCCCAAGACUCCACCGCACAUCAUCCUACACUACUGCACCUUCAAGACCACGUGGGACUGGGUCAUCCUCAUCCUCACUUUCUACACGGCCAUCAUGGUGCCCUACAACGUGUCCUUCAAGACCAAGCAGAACAACAUUGUGUGGCUGGUGCUGGACAGCGUGGUGGACGUCAUCUUCCUGGUGGACAUCGUCCUCAACUUCCACACCACCUUCGUGGGACCCGGCGGCGAGGUCAUCUCCGACCCCAAGCUGAUCCGCAUGAACUACUUGAAGACCUGGUUUGUCAUCGACCUGCUGUCCUGCCUGCCCUAUGACAUCAUCAACGCCUUCGAGAACGUCGACGAGGGUAUCAGCAGCCUGUUCAGCUCUCUGAAGGUGGUCCGUCUGUUGCGUCUGGGGCGGGUAGCUAGGAAACUGGACCACUACCUGGAGUAUGGAGCUGCUGUUCUGGUUCUGCUGGUCUGUGUCUUUGGACUGGUGGCCCACUGGCUAGCCUGCAUCUGGUACAGCAUUGGCGACUACGAGGUCAUUGACGAGGCUACCAACACCAUCAAGAUGGACAGCUGGCUGUACCAGCUGGCCAUCAGCAUUGGAUCGCCCUACCGCUACAACGCCAGCGGUUCUGGCCAAUGGGAAGGAGGUCCUGGAAAGGACUCUCUGUACAUCACAUCGCUCUACUUCACCAUGACCAGUUUGACCACCAUCGGCUUCGGCAACAUCGCCCCCACCACGGAUGGGGAGAAGAUCUUCUCAGUGGCCAUGAUGAUGGUGGGAUCUCUGCUCUACGCUACCAUCUUUGGCAACGUGACCACCAUCUUCCAGCAGAUGUACGCCAACACCAACCGCUACCACGAAAUGCUCAACAACGUCAGGGACUUCCUCAAGCUCUACCAGGUACCCAAAGGUCUGAGCGAGCGUGUCAUGGACUACAUUGUCUCCACGUGGUCCAUGUCCAAAGGCAUUGACACAGAAAAGGUGCUCUCCAUCUGUCCCAAGGACAUGCGGGCCGACAUCUGUGUCCACCUGAACCGCAAGGUGUUCAACGAGCAUCCGGCGUUCCGACUGGCGAGCGACGGCUGCUUGCGAUCUCUGGCGGUGGAGUUUCAGACCACCCACUGCGCUCCGGGCGACCUAAUCUUUCACGCCGGGGAGAGCGUGGACACGUUGUGUUUCGUAGUGUCAGGGUCGCUGGAGGUCAUCCAGGACGACGAGGUCAUCGCCAUCUUAGGUAAAGGUGACGUGUUUGGUGAUGUCUUCUGGAAAGAGACCACACUGGCUCACGCAUGCGCUAACGUGCGGGCGCUGACGUACUGCGACCUGCACGUCAUCAAGAGGGAGGCGCUGCUCAAAGUGUUGGACUUCUACACGGCCUUCGCCAACUCCUUCUCCAGGAACCUCAUCCUGACCUGCAACCUGCGCAAGAGGAUCAUUUUCCGCAAGAUCAGUGAGGUAAAGAAGGAGGAGGAGGAGCGCCAGCGAGCCAAGAACGAGGUCCAGCUCACCAUCCCUCAGGAUCAUCCCGUUCGCAAGCUUUUCCAGAAGUUCAAACAGCAGAAGGAGCUUCGGAACCAGGGCGCUGCCGCCGCCUCACAUUCAGACCCGGACAAGAACCAGCACCUGCACCCCCACAGCCUGCAGCUGGGCCACUCGAGCCUGCAGCACUCCCUGCCUCUCAGCCUGCAGCGAGCGCACCUGCAGAACGGAGCCCCGCCCAGCAGCAGCGUGCUCACCGUGUCUCAGGUGGUCUAUAGCGAGACCCCCGCCAAGCAGAACAACACGCUGGACCUGCGGCCCGCCGAUCAGAGCGUCAGCUUGAAGGUGUGCACCAGCCCGCCGCUCGCACACACACCGCUCAGGACCAGCGGCUGGAUGCGUCUGAAAAGCAAUGUGGCGCCCAGUGAAGCCCGCCAUGUUGACGGGCUGAACAACAAGGCUAUUUCCGUGGAGAUGCUCUCCCAGGAGGUCAAAGUUCAGGAGGGAGGGCGGGGCGGGGACAUCGAGGAGGGGGGCGUGUCCGGCACCAACCCGUUGCGUAAGACUGACUCGUGCGACAGCGGCAUCACCAAGAGCGAGCUGCGCAUUGACCGGGCCGGAGAGGCGCGCACCCCUGCCGCCGCCACCCCUCUCCUGCACAGCCCCCCCUCGCUGGCGUCCCCUCACCCCUUCUGCCCCAUCCCCGAGCAGGCCCUGCAGGCAGCGCUGCAUGAGACCCGGCUGGAGCUCCGGGAGAACAUCCACAGUCUGGGGGGCCGUCUGGGGGCUCUGGAGGGUCAGGUGGCCGAGAUCAUCAAACUUCUGUCAGACAAGCGCAGGUUGUCUGCGGCGCCCCCUGCCGCCCCGGCCCCCACCCCCAAGACCAAAAUACGACGGCAGGACAUUUUCACGGUUUCCAGGCCUGUCUCGCCUGACACUGAAGACAGCUGAGCCAGCGACGUGGACAAACCCGGAACCCUUUUAAUGCCGGGUCCACUCACGUUGCUGCUAAACGUUUGCACACUGAUUGUACAUACCCGUCUAUGCAUGUCCAGCUGGACUCUGGCCUGCCACACACACUCAGUGCAUGCAGAGGAACUUUUAAUGGACAUCAGAUAUCUUUUUCAGAAGUGGACAUUCAGGGUUUGCACACUGGUAGCACUACAAAGACUGAAGGAGCAUGUCUCAAAGUCUGCCCUCUCGAGUGGUUUCUUCUCUUCGCCUGCUACGUGAAACACCACAACAGGCAACCAAAAGAUGUAGAUGUCUUUUAUAUACUGAUUAAUAACUUUCUAUUUUUGGUGGCACUCAAAUCCUCUGUUAAAAAGGCCACAUUUUUUAGCGUCGGCUGCUCAUAUGGAGCAGCGAGAGCAUCAAAGUUAGGAAAGUUUGGACGAUACACACACUGCGUUAUUUUGAUAUAGCUCUUCACGCUAAAUGCUACACUUACACAUUAUUAGGUACAUGUCAUUGAAAUAUGAGUCACUGUCCUCUAGCGGGCUGUCUUUAGUCUUUAAGCUUCCAUUAGGAGCACCUCCAGGCUCCCCUUUAGAGUCCCUUUUGUAGUUAUUCUACUUUAUACCGUAUGUAUUUAUAGCUAACACACAUGCGCUAUGAGAUUAAAUGUCGUGGUAGUGGAAGGGCCAAAUAUUACAAACACAGAUUUUCUCAUACUAUGUUCACACUGCAGGGUACGAUGCCCCAUUUGGAUUUUAUGUUACAAUUCCUGUGUGGGUGAGGAGUCGGAGGCAGGAGUGGUGGGACGCUGAUGUGACUCGCUUCACUGACACAUUUAUUAAAUCAUUUUCGGAUGAGAAGAAGAAUUUUUGCUACAUACGCGUCCAGACUGAUGUGGGAUUUCUGCCCACGUACGAAAGAGGCUUGGUUUGCCUUUGAAAAAAUUGGAAUUAUACUGUUCACACUGAAAUCAGAUGACAAAACCAGAAUUGACCUGCAGUGUGAACGUAGCCUAACUGUCUACAGCUGACUGAUUGACAGGGGGCGGGCAUUUGCGGUGCAGUUGAUGCUCUUGCUGCUUCCUGUGUGGAGGUCCAGAUAGAACCCAAACGCCCCCCGCCUCCAGUACUCCCCCUUUGUGUCUAUGCAUUGCUCUGCAUGUGUGACAAAUGACAGGAAGCACUUUGUGUAGCUAUCGUGGUACGGAACAGAGAGCUGUUGUAAGCUUGCUAGCGUCGUUGCUACGUGGUACGGUGGUUGCAGUGAAGUCACCUUGCAGUUUUAAGGCACAAUUAAUAAACAUGCCACUUUGUAGUUCACACUCCAAACCAGUAGGGGGCGACAUAUUAGCUUCUCCUGUAAAAAAAAAAAAAACCCACACAAGCUAAUGCUGUCAGUGAAGCUCUCCAGUUGCUAAACAUGGCGUGUGUCGACCUGACGUGAUCUCACUUUCAGUACUUGAUUGAAACAAGGAAAGGCGCCGCCUGCUGGUUGUUUGUGAUGUGUACCUCUGGGCGCAUCCUCUGCCGCAGUGGGGGUGUGUAGGAGGAGGUAAGUGCCUUGCUCAGCGGCUCCUCAGCAGCACUUUCAGAAUAUUGUGACGCUUAUCAAGGAUCAAAUGCGGCGCAGAGCUAUGCAACUCUUAUUAAUGAACACAAACUGAUUGUGAUGGAUUCUUCGUUUAAUAAGCUAAUGUUAGCUGCUCAGAGAUUAUACCCAAUCGGAGCGCCCCCUGUGUGUGUUUGAAGAACGUAGCAGCAUGCUGUUUAUAUUUACCAUCCAAAUUGGACUUGAUGUCAAGAUUAGUUAGCAUUUCAUCAUGUAGAACAAUCCCUUAGUUCUUAUCUGCAGCAUGCUAACGUGCUAAAUGGGAUUUUGUUAAAAAAUCAUGUUGAAUAUUACAAGCUAAUAUAGAAGUUGACCCCAAGCUUUACAUCAUGUUUGACAACGCCGUGAAGCGAGCAGCGUUGGCGGUGUCCAUCUAGCUGGCAGUGUUGGCUAACUCUUGUUAGCAUUGUUAGCUCAUCAAGCUAACAGAGUUUGCCCUCCUUUUCCCGUCUCAAACUUUUCCAUUAGAGAGCUUACAUCUAAAUUGAAUCGCCACAAUUAUAUUUUAAUAACGGUCCAGAAAGGAUCGGAUGAAUUUCCUUUGAUUCUAAAAACAUUUGCUCGGGUUUUUAUUUCCUGCCAUCCAGUGUUGAUAAAACUAAUUGAGCUUCCAACAUCCCAGAAUAUUCAUUUCUAGGAUUAUGUAAAUAGGAAAUAUAUCACAAGAACACAACUUAUACUUUUACACACACUUUUUUUUUUUUUAAAAAGAGCCUUUUCGAACAUCUCCUUUUGACAAGCACUUGAAUGUUGUUGUUUUUUUUUUUUUUUAAAUAUAUUUGCUGUUUUUUAAAGAAAUGCUGUCUGUUACAUGGUGGAUGCAGAGGUCAUGCACGUUGUUUUUUUGAAAUUGUACUUGCUUCCUUUGCAUGUCUUCUGCAAGAUGAUUGAUGUUUGAAUGCAAGCACUGAAAAGACAGCGUAUUUCAACCUUCUAAAGUACAUUCCGGCUGUGUAUCAAAUGGAACACUUAUGCCAGUACACUUCAAUAAGUAUACUGUGUACACUGUGUACUUACUGUAGUUCGUGAGUGUGUGAAUUAUGACAAUGUAGUACUGUCCCAAAUCAUUUACUGUCAUUGUACACUUACCUGGGUUUCGUCAUUCAUUUGUUCCAAAAGGUCAGACGAAAACCAAGGCAUUUUUUCCUAUAGAAAAUAAUUAAUAUAAAUCCAAUGAAUCCGUUCCAAACACACACAAAUAUGAACAAAAAUAGAUUUUAUACAAAAUAUUUUACAUGAUUGUGAAAUAAUCAUAAAUGACGAAUAAAAAAAAUUGACAAAAACAGAAUCAUAUGAAAACUGGGGUGAAUCGAGUUAGUACAUUCCCUUCCUCUACGUAGCCAAAGGCAACUAUUGAGGUUGGUAAGUGUCCAUGACUGCACACUUCACCAUUUUGAGUGAAACAUCCUGGUACUGACAGUGCACUGCCUUUUGGCGUACUACUCAGCGUGAAUGCACCGCACCGUCUCUUGUUGGUGGCCGAGUGGUUAGCAUGUUGGCCACACAGUCAGGAGAUCUGGAAGAUCUAGUUUGGAUCUCCGCUU
Molecule: messenger RNA, 6279 nt
Organism: Dunckerocampus dactyliophorus (ringed pipefish)
Lineage: Eukaryota; Metazoa; Chordata; Actinopteri; Syngnathiformes; Syngnathidae
Gene: kcnh5b
Product: potassium voltage-gated channel, subfamily H (eag-related), member 5b
Exons: 14
Coding region: 101-3121 (1006 amino acids)
Biological process (GO): potassium ion transmembrane transport; regulation of membrane potential
Cellular component (GO): membrane
Molecular function (GO): voltage-gated potassium channel activity
Source: RefSeq, a predicted model, not a curated record